CUCGUGACUGACCUGCAGUAGACGCAAUAAGCUGCUGCCAGCAGCUGAUUUGUGUGGCUCUCGGGAAUCCUAGCUUCUUCGGUGUAAAUUCUGUAGAAAAUGACGAAGUUGAGCGAGUUUUCAACGAUGCCGGAAGACGUUGACAGAGGCUCAGCGGGCGCUACAAGCCUGCUGGCUCAGCGAGCCAAUGAGGUCCUGAAAGAGAAAAUCAACUGGCCUUCAUAUCUACAGUCCCAGAUGAUGAGCCAGGAGGACUUUGAAGUGAUGAACAAACUGGAAAGUCGUGGAUCAGCGAGGGAAACACUGCUUCUGCAGCAACGUCCUCUUGUGGCUAAAACCUUCAUUUCUCUGCUGUCUCAUGUCAGCAAGGAUAGCACCAUCCAGUACAUCUUGGUGCUACUUGACGAGUUGAUCUCCGAAGAUCCUUCUCGUCUGGACAUGUUCCGAGAGAACGCUCGCAAGCACAAGGGGGAGAACCAAUGGACUGCUUUCCUCAACUUGCUGACUCGUCCUGACCCCUUCACCACCCACAUGAUCGCCAGGAUCCUCUCCAAGAUGUGCUGCUGGGGCACUGAGCGCAUGGAAGGCUCCGACCUCACCUUCUACCUCACCUGGCUCAAGGAUCAGCUCAGGACCACGCCGGAGCGCGAUGCGGACAAAAAGUCCCGCGAUGCGGACAAAAAGUCCAAAACCACAACGCCCGCGAGGUCGUCUUCCUACCGCCCGCCCCCCGACGGCAACGAGUACGUGCAAUGCGUGUGCCGCUGCCUGCAGAUGUUGCUGCGCAUCGACCCCUACAGAGACGCCUUCUUCAAGCUGGAUGGCGUCGUAACCAUUGUACAGGUUCUGGGAUCAGGAAAACACAACUUCCAAAUUCAAUACCAACUGACCUUCUGCCUGUGGGUGCUCACUUUCAACCAUGAGAUCGCGGAGAAGAUGAACAAGUAUGGAGUUAUUCCAACUCUGGGUGACAUUUUGUCCGAAAGCGUCAAGGAAAAGGUGACUCGCAUCACGCUCGCUGUGUUCCGCAACCUCAUUGAGAAACCACAGGACAGCAUCAUCUCUCGCGACAACUGCAUCCAGAUGGUGCAGUGCAAGGUUUUGAAGCAGCUUGAAAUCUUGGCCCAACACAAGUUCGACGAUGAAGACAUUACUGCUGACAUUGAGUUUCUCAACGACCGUCUGCAAACCUCAAUCCAGGAUUUGAGCUCAUUUGAGGAGUACUGCUCGGAGGUGAAGUCAGGCCGCAUGGAAUGGUCACCGGUGCACAAGAGUGAGAAGUUCUGGCGUGAGAACUGCCACCGCCUCAACGAGAAGAACUACGAGCUCCUCAAGAUCCUCAUCCAACUGAUGGAGACAAGCACCGACCCCCUCGUGCUGUCAGUGGCUUGUCAUGAUAUCGGCCAAUACUCUCGGCACUACGCCGCGGGCAAAAAGGUGUUAGAGCAGCUGGACGGCAAGCAGUGCGUGAUGGCUCAUCUCUCACACAGCGACCCUAAUGUUCGUUACGAGGCGCUCCUCGCUGUGCAGAAGCUCAUGGUUCACAAUUGGGAGUAUCUCGGCAAACAAAUCGAGAAGGAGAGUGAAAAACCGUAAACAGGCGCCCGAUAACUUGCUACGAGCGCACCAUCAAAGGAGGACGAGGCACUGGACUCUUCAAUAAAUUUUUAGUCUACCGCGUUUGAACGUAGUAAUACGGUAUCAUUGAAAGACACAUUCCGUGAAUUAUAUGUUUUGUAGUGUUUACAAGUCUGCGAGGUGUGAACCAAGACAGGUUUUAAUAGUCAGCUUCGUUCGUGGAAUGCAGUGCAUCGUGUAGCCACUUCUGUUUUGCAGUCGCUGACCUUAGAUGCGAUUGAAUUUGUGUCCGUCGUUUGAAAUGCUGCACAUGUUUAAGAUCGUGCCAACUGCGAAACGAGUAAAUAUAACGAUUUUCAGUGCUCAAAGCUUCAAAAUCUAUUCCAUUGGUCGGGAACCAGCAAUGCUUGGCGAAAAAUUUACAAGUUAUGCGGGCUGGUAUUGUCGGCAUGCCCGGGAGGGGAUAUUUAUCCCCGCAUAAGAGAAGAUAACUACUUGUUGACCCAAGGCCGCACCUUUUUGUUCAUCAGCAUUCUAAUUAUUCAUCAAGCGAAAACUCGCAAACCGUAGCUGCAUGACCGAAAAAUAGAGUAUAUGUAAUUAUUCCUUGCGGACGUUUUUUGGGAUAUCAUUUUCUUUUCACCAAAAUUGUUUCCACUAGAAAAACCCUUUCAACAUGCUUUAAGUGCAUGCGUAGUAAUUUAUUUGUAAUAUAUGUUACAUAAAAAAUAUAUCUUAA
This is a messenger RNA of Hyalella azteca, 2317 nucleotides long. RefSeq names its product V-type proton ATPase subunit H (gene VhaSFD). Gene Ontology annotation, molecular function: proton-transporting ATPase activity, rotational mechanism. Gene Ontology annotation, biological process: proton transmembrane transport. The transcript has 12 exons. NCBI's taxonomy places the organism in Eukaryota, Metazoa, Arthropoda, Malacostraca, Amphipoda, Hyalellidae. The coding region runs from base 100 to 1596 and encodes 498 amino acids. Gene Ontology annotation, cellular component: lysosomal membrane; vacuolar proton-transporting V-type ATPase, V1 domain. The record is from RefSeq and is a predicted model, not a curated record.